This is a messenger RNA of Cataglyphis hispanica, 1350 nucleotides long. RefSeq names its product transmembrane emp24 domain-containing protein 7-like. Gene Ontology annotation, cellular component: endoplasmic reticulum; endoplasmic reticulum-Golgi intermediate compartment; COPII-coated ER to Golgi transport vesicle. Lineage: Eukaryota; Metazoa; Arthropoda; Insecta; Hymenoptera; Formicidae. The record is from RefSeq and is a predicted model, not a curated record. Bases 185 to 814 code for a protein of 209 amino acids. Gene Ontology annotation, biological process: intracellular protein transport; Golgi organization; endoplasmic reticulum to Golgi vesicle-mediated transport. The transcript is spliced from 3 exons.
CACGUUAAAAUAGCCCGUUUACCGGAGAGACCCUCGCCGCGGAUCUCUCGAUAGCCGUGCCGAGACUGCUGAGGUCGAAAAGGUGGAAAGAGUGCGCUUCUCGUACAUCCUCAUCAAUUUCAGAGAUAUCUUAAAUGUGCGCGGAUCAGUGACAGCCGCGAGAGCGAACUGAUCGAUUUUAAGGAUGGAUUGCUGGUCGGCCUGGAUAUUGCUCGUUUCGUUGCUCGGCACUCUCCUGCUCACGGGCGGCGUCGAGUUAACCUUCGAGCUGGCCGACAAUGCCAAGGAAUGCUUCUAUCAAGAGAUUGAGAAGAACGUCUCGUCCACGUUGGAGUUUCAGGUGGUUACAGGUGGCCAAUAUGAUGUGGAUGUAACUUUAGAGGCUCCAAAUAAGGAAAUUAUCUAUAGUCAAGUGAAACAACAAUUUGAUUCGCACGUCUUUAUACCUACUAUGUCGGGAGUGUAUAAGGCCUGCUUUAGCAAUGAGUUCUCUACAUACUCGCAUAAGCUUGUUUAUAUGGAUUUCCAAGUCGGCGACGAGGCGCCACUUCCCGGCCUUGGAGAACAUGUCACAGUAAUGACUCAGAUGGAGUCUUCUGCACAGGAAGUGCACAAGAAUCUAAUCAGCAUCUUGGACUAUCAAACGCAUCACCGUCUGCGCGAGGCGCAAGGUCGCAAACGCGCAGAAGAACUCAAUGAACGAGUGCUUUGGUGGUCGAUAAUGGAGACAGCUUGCAUUCUGUUCAUCUCUGUGGGGCAGGUAUUCCUUUUGAAGAACUUCUUUACGGAUCGAAGUCCUUCUCAAAGUUAUUAGUGAUUGCGAAGUAAUGAAAAAGGAAAAAACUCACUAUCGAGGUAUACGAUCAUUGAUCGAAUCGCCCUCGUAAUGUCGUUUUUUUUCAUCACCGGUUAAAGUGCCAUCAUAACGUCCGCCGGUAAUAUGUCAAAGCUGCAUGUUCUCUCAGCGGAACAUUCAAUCGCGAAUCUUCUCUGGCAAUCUUUUCCGAAUCUUUCGCUGAGAGGAUUUCGCGAUCAGAAUCCAAAGAGCCGGUGAGAAGCACAAGGUGAUCUACAUCUUCACGUGUAUCGUGAACGUAUGCAUUGUUCACGGAUACUAGUUUAUGCCAAGAUUAAGGACAUUUGCAACACGGGUGCUGAUACAACUCGGAGCGAUCAGAAGGGACAAGUGCAAGCAAUAGAAAUCUUACACAUCCUCCUUCCGAUGGACACUCUCAAGUUGUACUUAUAUUGGCACAGAGACAGUCUAGGUUACUGAAGGGGACAUGGACAUCAUGUUUUUCUUACUGUGAAUGUGUAACAUAAUAAAUUAAAAAAUACUUGUGUGUAUUA